Messenger RNA from Ostrea edulis (European flat oyster), 1870 nucleotides. Its product is annotated as ubiquitin carboxyl-terminal hydrolase isozyme L5-like. Gene Ontology annotation, biological process: ubiquitin-dependent protein catabolic process; protein deubiquitination. Gene Ontology annotation, cellular component: cytoplasm. The coding region runs from base 42 to 998 and encodes 318 amino acids. NCBI's taxonomy places the organism in Eukaryota, Metazoa, Mollusca, Bivalvia, Ostreida, Ostreidae. The transcript is spliced from 11 exons. The record is from RefSeq and is a predicted model, not a curated record. Gene Ontology annotation, molecular function: cysteine-type deubiquitinase activity.
UCGAGAAACAUGUGCUACAUCCGGUUAGAGAAAAAUUGAAAAUGGCGACAAGUGCAGGUGAUUGGUGUUUGAUAGAGAGUGACCCUGGCGUUUUUACAGAACUCAUCAGAGGAUUCGGUUGUGAAGGAAUACAAGUAGAAGAGCUAUGGAGUCUGGAUGCUUCAAGUUUUGAAAAUCUCAAACCAGUGUAUGGACUAAUAUUUCUGUUUAAGUGGCAGCCUGAGUCUGAACCUGAGGGAAGCAUUGUUCAGGACAGUCGAGUGGAGAAAAUUUUCUUUGCGAAGCAGGUUAUCAAUAAUGCCUGUGCCACACAAGCAAUCAUCAGUGUUCUCCUGAACUGUCCCGAGAGUGAGGUCAAACUCGGCCAUACACUGACCCAAUUUAAAGACUUUGCUCAAGCCUUUGAUCCUGCUUUGCGAGGAUUGACACUGAGUAACUCCGACACCAUCCGAGAGGUCCACAACAGUUUUUCAAGGCAGCAGAUGUUUGAGUUUGAUGAGAAGUCGGCUAAAAAGGAUGAUGAUGUCUUCCACUUUGUCAGUUAUAUACCAAUAGAUGGCCGACUUUACGAGUUAGAUGGCCUCAAAGAGGGACCAGUGGAUCUAGGUGCUGUGCCUGCCGACACUGAUUGGCUGGACGUGGUGAGACCAGUUCUAGAGAAAAGGAUGCAGAAAUACAGUACAGAUGAAAUUCACUUUAAUUUGAUGGCAAUAGUGUCUGACAGAAAAGCAUUGUACCAGAAAAGACUAAAGGAGCUUCAGUCACAAGGGAUGGAGGUGGAAGCUGACCAGUUAGAAAUCAGUCAGCUGAUGAUGAAAAUUCAGGAUGAAGACUCAAAAAUGAAAAGAUACAAGAUGGAGAAUAUCAGGAGGAAACACAAUUAUCUCCCUUUUAUUAUGGAACUACUCAAGAUAUUAGCAGAACAAAAGCAGUUACUACCCCUUGUGGAAAAGGCAAAAGAAAAAGCAGCGAAGAAGAAGACUGAGGAAGUAAAAUAAACGACCACGUGCGGAUAAUAUUACAGGAAGGAGCAUGCAGUACAUUGUUACAGCGAAGGUGCGUCUGCAACAUCAUGCUCUUCACAGCUGCCUAAUCAGAAAGUAUAACGGGUAUAUUGUGAGCAAUCACUCUGAUUCCUAGAGCAGACGUUGUUCUUCAUCACAGAUUAAGUCAGUGUUCCUUAAAAAAGGAAUCAAGUGAGCAAAAUUUAGUCUAUAGAAUCUUAAUAAUGAUGAAAUUAUAACACAUGGGAUAUAGGUUUUAAUUAAAGUUACUCUGUUUAUUUGAGUAAAUCAUGAAGAAUUCUUUUAAAAAUUCCCCAGAUUGAAUGAAGAACUAUUGAGGGAAAUAUUAAGGUUAAUUUGUACGGAAAAUAAUAGAAAUUGUCUUGAUUUGCAUCAAGAAGAAUAUUGAGAGGUUUUCUGUCAGAUCAUCCGUGUUUGAAAUUUGCAUAAAGUUUAACAACUUAUCUGGAAUAUUUAGAUGUCGACACUAUUGACACAUGUAUGCAAAAUCAUUAUUGAUGUUGUAUUGUAGGUGUUUUCCCUCAUUUUAUUUUUUGAUGUUUUAACAAAGUUCUUAAAUGUUAUUCAAAUGUCACUCUCUUUAUGCAAUCAAAACUUUUUUUUAUUUGUAUUUUGUUUUUUUAUCUUCUCUGUAGAUUUUUUCUACAUCUGUGGGUUUUUUUUUUUCUUUUUUGUGUGAUUAUAUAAGACCAACACAUGUGCUGCCACUGGUCAAUAUUAUAUAUAGACAGGACAUAACGUGACAAAUGUUUUGUACCAAAGCUAAAUACUUUGGGUCAAUGUUUUGAAAUGCCUGUUUUGACUAGAAUUGUUAUUGUUGUUGUAUUAAAGUAAAGAUAAAAAUC